UAUCGACGGACUCAAGAUGGCGACUCGGGCAAAAGCGCCAAUACAUGUACCGAAGUAGAUGCCCCAGAAUUACCCCUGUAAUAGUCGCUUUUUACCGAGCCCCGUUUACAGGGUUCCCUCGAAACAUGAAGCCCGGCGGAGUGCGGCCGGAGAGGGAUUGACCCCGUGAGGAUCCGUGAGGAAAGUGAGCGAGAUGUGCGAGAGCUACGCUCGCUCGCUGCUGCGCGUCUCGGUGGCGCAGAUCUGCCAGGCUCUGGGCUGGGAUGCGGUGCAGCUCACUGCGUGCGACCUGCUGUCCGACGUGCUGCACAGAUACAUCCAGCAGCUGGCCCGGGUCUGCCACCGCUACUCCGAGCUGUAUGGGAGAACCGACCCGGUGUUGGACGAUGUCAGCCAGGCGUUCAGACUGAUGGGGGUGAGCCUGGGCGAACUGGAGGACUAUGUCAACAACCUGGAGUCGGUGCCCUUUCCCCAGCAGACACCCCUCUUUCCUGUCAGCAAAAACAAUGUCCUGCAGUUUCCUCAGCCGGGAGCCAGAGAUGUGGAGGAGCGAAAGGAUUACAUUCCAGAUCACAUGCCACCGCUGGUCUCCUUACAAGAAGAAGAGGAGGAGGAAGAGGUCCCUCCUGACAUGGGCACCUCCGCUGAAGCUAUGCAGGUGGCUCUAGAAGAAGACGAGGAGGAAAUCGACGAGGACGAGACGGUCAAUGACGAAAACCACCCGUUAAAGAGACACCUGGACAGUCCCGAUGCGGCGUUGGGGAUGAUGCCCAACUCCAAGAGACCUCGCUUGUACUCCGGUCUCAGCCCGGAGUGGGGGGUUGAGCCCCGGGAGCCUCUCAUCUCCCUCAACCCCCAGCGCGUACUGCCGGGCAUUUUGCCUUCUCAUGACAGCUUUGACCAGCUGUCACCUGAAACACCACCGGGAGUCCCCCCUUCUUUCAGACCUCAGCCGAUCAUGCCAAAACACUUCGAUCAAAAGGGCCUGACCACACCGGGAAAGAAGACGAAGAUCUCCUCCCCUGGCAGGCAACGGACUAAGUCCCCUAAAAGGGUUGUGCCUGUUCCAGUCGCUGGGAGUCCUAUCCAUUCUCCAAAACCAUCCAAGGAAAGGAAGAAAUCCCCAGGCAGGACGAAGAGUCCUAAAAGCCCCAAGAGCCCAAAGAUGAGCUCUGCCAAAGCACCUCAACCUCCGAGCAAGACGGAAGGGCUGCAUAAGCUGCAGCUGUCUGCACUGAACGAGAGGAUGGGCAAAGAGAAUAUCCGGAACAUUGAGGAAAGGGAGUUAGCCGAAGGCGCCUUCAAGAAACUCGAGCCUGAUAAUACAGCCAUUGAUGACUCUAUUGACGCCGUCGUAGCCAGAGCGGGUGCUGAGGCGGAACCUGAUCCCUUUGCUUUUUCCUCUGGCUCAGAUUCCGAUAGCAAUGGCUUCUCCAGCCCCAAGAGGCUGACCAUUAUGGAGCCAUUUACACCCAAACUCCCCAUAGGGGAAGGGAACUUGUUAAAGGAGACAUCAAAACCACCUCACCUACCGCUACACGCAGGCAUGGGGGGAAACUGGACCUUGGAAGAUUCAAUCAAUGAGGUGGUCCGAAAGGCCAACCAGGGGGGUCCGUCCGCUCCCCCCCAGAGCCAAGCAGAGUACGUGUCGUCAGGAUCGGCCUCGCCGCCCACUCCUCAGCCGCUGCUCAAAGUGUUUGAGGAGAAGAACAACAUCGUCGCCUCGGUGGACGUGAAGAAGAAGACGAAAAAGGAGCUCAAAUUUAAGAUGAAGAAGAAGGAGAAGGAUAAGCCGAAGGACAAAGACAGAGAAAAGGACAGGAGCAAGCUCAAAGAGAAGAACAAGGACAAGAACAAGGACAAAAGCAAGGAGUUUUCCAAGGAUGUCAAAAUGCCCUGGAAGGAGUUCGGCAUGAAGAUCGAAGACCACUUUCUCCAGCAGGACCUGACGCUGCCCGAGGGCUCCAUCAAGGCGAAAUCAAAAGAUGGAGACGGCUCGAAGAAGGAGAAGGAGAAACACAAAGACAAAAAGAAAGAUAAGGAAAAAAGUAAAAAGGAUAAAGAUAAGAAGGAGAAGGGUAAAGACAAGAACAAGGAGGACAAGCAGAAGCAGCCGGGCUUAUCCGCCUUCGCGCUGGGCGAAGUGUCUGCCCUGUUCAGCCCCGCGACCUGCCACCGUAUUACCACCAUGCUGCCCCCCCUGGCGCCCAUCCUGCAGGAGAAGGAGACCAAGAGCAAGGAGAAAGAUAAGAAAAAGGACAAGAAAGAAAAGAAAAAGAAGAAGGACAAGGAGAAGGACAAGGAGCGGGAGAAGGCAAAAGAAAAGGAGCGGGAGAAGGAGGAGAAGAGGAAAGAGAAGGAGCGGGAAAAGGAGAAACGGGAGAAGGAGAAAGAGAAAGAAAAAGAGAGAAUUCGACUGGAGAAGGUGAAGACGGAGACUCCGGCAGCCUUACCGUCGCCGGUCAUCCCCAGACUGACCCUGCGGGUGGGAGGCCAGGACAAGAUUGUUAUCAGCAAGGUGGUUCCCAAUGCCGAGGCCAAGACGCCAGCACCAAAGACCCCCGCUGCCAAGUCUGGGCCCGGAAACCGUCCCCGGACGCCCCCCCCACUCCCGAUCCUCCCCCUGGUGGUUCCGACUCUUCCAGCAGUCCCGUCCCCGCUCCCGCCUCCUCUUCCCCCGGCAGCAUCGCUGCUGGCGCCGCCCUCCAUGCUGACGCCCGCUCCUUCCAUCAAGACGCCAGUCCGCAGCGUAGUGACCGAGACCGUGAGUACCUACGUGAUUGUAGACAAAUGGGGAAACCAGAUCUGGAUUUGUCCCGGAUGCAACAAGCCUGACGACGGCAGUCCCAUGAUCGGAUGUGACGACUGCGACGACUGGUACCAUUGGCCUUGCGUCGGGCUCGUCGCGGCUCCUCCGGAUGAGCAGCAGUGGUUCUGCAUUAAAUGUUCCAGCAAGAAGAAGGACAAAAAACACAAGAAAAAGAAACACAAACCACACUGAGACUAUGCAAAGAAAAAAAUAAAGAGCACAUAUUUUGAACUUUUUUUGGACUAAAGCCAUCAUUGAACACUCGUGGCACUGCUGUAAAAAUAAUAAAAAACGGAAAGAAGUUGGGGGCUGACUUAAACCGCUGAUUUAUUUUGAUUUUUUUUUUUUUUUUUUUUUUUUUUUUUUUUUUUUUAAUGAUGUCAGCCAUAAGGCAUUGUGAGUUUGUAAGAAAAAAAGGCUUUAACCAGCACAUAUUAAGCCUUAGUUUUCAUGUGGGUUCCUGCCCCUUUUCACCUGUAAAGCAUUUGCUUGUUUUGGAUGUCUGCUGGUUUCCUGACAUUUAUGUCCGUGUGAUAUGAGAAAACCGCGGCAACAUCAAAAUAUCAGAGCUUGACUUUGCAGCGAAUCAGAGGAGAGCAGCUAUGGUCUGUUCUCAUUUCUGUUUGCUUCACAUUGCCACAGAAGGACCGGCCUCCACAUCAGACCUUUCUUCAGUUUUCUGCAGUAUCGUUAAAAUCUCAUGUGUAUAUAUAUAUCGAUGAUGGCAUCAGGCAUGUAUAAAUGUGUAAAUACCAACUUCCAAGAGACGUGCAUUUUGUUCUUAGGAUUCUGACUUGCUAAAACCAUUUUCUGAUAUUGGUCUGUAAUUUCUGUACAUUUUUUAAAUUUAAAGUUUGUAUUUUUAUUUUAUUUUAUUUUUUUCUUCACAUGAAUUAGUUCUGGAGUUAUACUGUAGCUGUGCUUGUAAUGUAAUUAAUUUCGCUAAUAUUUCAAUAUUAAAGAUGAACAGUCUGUGUGUGCACAGACUUUUAAGAAGUAAAUUUCAUUAUCAUCACAACUGUACCUAGAUUUUCUGUAAUCUAUAUUUUAUUUUCCUCCUGUGCAUUAUUCUCAAGAAUUAUCCCCUUUUUAUUGAUUUUUUUUCUUUUUUUUUUUUUUUUGCACUUGCUUUAUGAAAAUAGACUGCAAAGAUUUUAACAAACCAAGUUUCACAUGCUGGUUUUUUGUUCUUUCACAUUACAAGUGUAUUCUGUUGAGUUUAACUUAUUGGUUCUAGCCAGGAUCGACCUUUUAACCCAGUCCGUAUGACACAUUUGAGGUUACUCUGUCAUAUUAUUGAUGCAGUUUAUUUUUAAGGAUUGAUCAUGGUUUGGAAAGAACCGAUUACUUCUGAAUACUGUGCCAUUUGUAGACGUCUUGUUGCGCUUCCAUGACUGGCCACGUGGUGUCACUGUUUCAGCGCAGAAAUUGUGGCUCCGUUCAUUCAUCAGUUUAUGAAUGUAAGAAAUGUAACAGGUGUCUCAUGCCUGACACAUGUAGGACCUUUAUCCCAAGCAUGCCUUAAAGUGAAACCGGUUCUAACCUGCUCUCACAAUUAUGAGGGGACUCAUUAUUCUGAACUUAUGGACACUUGGCAUCUCCAGACAAAACACUUAAAUGUUUGAGAUUUAGCUGUUUUAUAAUUUUUGUUUGGAGGAUGUGGUCUAAGUGAUCGAUAAUGCUGUCUAAAUCAAGAGAUUAAAAGAAAGAAAGAAAAGAAAAAAAA
Molecule: messenger RNA, 4535 nt
Organism: Cololabis saira (Pacific saury)
Lineage: Eukaryota; Metazoa; Chordata; Actinopteri; Beloniformes; Belonidae
Gene: taf3
Product: TAF3 RNA polymerase II, TATA box binding protein (TBP)-associated facto
Exons: 7
Coding region: 194-3001 (935 amino acids)
Cellular component (GO): transcription factor TFIID complex
Molecular function (GO): protein heterodimerization activity
Source: RefSeq, a predicted model, not a curated record